AUGCCAAAAAUCACGGUAAUAUCUGGUGGAACUGCCACCAAUGAAUUAACACCCUUGUUCUCCAACUUAUCGAAAAGUAAUAAGACGUCGUAUAUAUUGCCAAUCUCAGACAAUGGAGGCUCCACGUCGGAAUUGAUUCGUGUUAUCGGUGGGCCAGCAAUAGGUGACAUUCGGUCUAGGUUGACAAGGUUGAUCCCACCACAUCAAGACAACAUCAAGCAUUUACUCACAUUUAGAUUAUCACUGGAUCCUCAAAUUGCCAAGCGUCAAUGGAACGAAAUUGUCGAAGGCACUCACGAGUUGUGGGCACCAAUAAGCUCGAGCACAAAGGAAAUCUUUCGAAGCUUUUUUGUACAUCUCCACGUUGAGCUAUUGAAAAGAUCAAGAAUUCACCACUCAACGAACCGACAAUUUAGGUAUGAGUUGGCAAGCGUGGGCAAUAUGUUUCUAACAGGUGUCCGUUUAUUCAUUGGGUCAUUGGAUUCCUCCAUCGAACUUUUCUGCAAAUUGACUGAUAUAUCUUCCAACAUUCAAGUCUUGCCAUGCAUAAACACAAACUUCACCUACCACAUAAGUGCCUUGUUGGAAAAUGGCUUGAUCAUAACUGGCCAGUCGCAGAUAUCACAUCCAUCAACGUCGCAAGAAUAUCCACCUCCCAUACACAAAACUCGGCCACCCACCCCGUCAGAUGAUGCAGUAAGAACAAACUACUUCUCGGGUGCGGAUAUUCCCAUCAAUGAAGUAGAGAUAAGUAAGCAGCAGCAACAACAACAACAACAUCAUCAUCAUCAUCAUCAUCGUAGUCGAAGCUUGAGCAUAGAGUCAAGCGUGUCAACAUUCUCUGAUUCCGAAGAAGAAGAAUCGGGAAAUGUUCCACAAUAUACCCACCCGGAGUUGAAAAAGUCACAAUUGCAUUUCAACAAACUGGAGUCCAUCGAACCUUUGCUUUCGCCAAUAAAACGGAUAUUCUACGUUUCACCUUACGGGGAAGAGAUAUGUCCUACAGCAAAUAAUAGAGUCACUUCAACCAUUGGCAGUAGCGAUACGCUAAUUUUCUCCAUUGGAUCGUUAAUGACGAGUAUUGUGCCUGUGUUGGUGUUGAAAGGAGUGGGCAAAGCAAUCACCACUGGCAAAUGCAAAAAUAAAAUAUUGCUAUUGAACGGAUGUCUUGACCGGGAAACGUUUGGAAUGACCGCGUUCGAUUUCAUAAGGGUUAUUGUUGAAUCCACCGAGUACUCCUUGAGAAACCAAAACUUGUGCUCGGGUCAACUCUCUUGGAAUAAAGUGGUUACACACUUGAUAUAUAUGUCAGACCUGAAAAUUGAAGUUGAUGUUGAUUUGUUGAAUUCCCGCGGAGUCCAGUGCAUUGAGGUGCCACGAAUUGACAGCACUGACUACUUUGACCUACAGCACUUGGAACUAGCUCUAGCAGACAUUAUAUAG
Lodderomyces theae is the source of this 1443-nucleotide messenger RNA. RefSeq lists its product as uncharacterized. The coding region runs from base 1 to 1443 and encodes 480 amino acids. The record is from RefSeq and is a predicted model, not a curated record. Gene Ontology annotation, molecular function: LPPG:FO 2-phospho-L-lactate transferase activity. The transcript has a single exon. Lineage: Eukaryota; Fungi; Ascomycota; Pichiomycetes; Serinales; Debaryomycetaceae.